ACUCUUAUUAUAAUUGUAUAAAUAAAUUAUCGAUAUCUACACAAACCCAUCUAAACAUGUACAUAUAUGUAUGCAUGCAUGAUUAAACAUAUUUGUUUCUAAUAGCCCAUAAAUUGUCGACAAAAAUCACGAAUUUUAUAAAUGAAAGUUUAACUAACACAUACAUAUACAAGAGUAAUGGAAUCAGAAGCUUUAUAAAUCAUCAAUAAAUAAAGGUCCGUUGGUUAUGCCCCUUGUGAAAUGUGUGCGAAAUCUAAAAUAUCAUAUGUAUGUUUAUCAGUAUACUUGCAAAUAUUUGUUUCUAAUAGCCCAUAAAUUGUUGGCAAAAAUCACGAACUUUAUAAAUGAAUGUUUAACACGUGCACGUGAUGGAAUCAAGAAAUCCAUAAAUUACUAAAAGUAAAAGGUGGUCCGCUAGAUACAUACAUAUGUCCGUUGUUUUGAAUUGUAUUGGAAAUCUAAUCAAUUGUACUUGUUCAACUGUUUUGAUCGAUUAUCAGAUUAGAUUUUCAAAGAAUCUUUUCUGACUAUAUAUAAGGCCUCUUCUCGCACAAAUUGUGAGUGGACUGUUGCCGUAUGCCGAUCUUCGUGAUCAGUUAACCAUGAAGGCCUUGCUGGUAUUGCUUUGCACCUUUUUAGCUACCACAAUAGCACUCCCAUUGCGCGAGAGCUCACUGGAUACAAUCAUCGCCGGUACGCGUUUUUAUCUCUACACCGCUUCAAAUCCUGAGGAACCGCAAGAAAUUCGUAUUAACGAUGCUGAUUCGGUGAAAAACUCCUACUUCGACAAAAGUCGUCAUACAAAAAUUAUAAUUCACGGCUGGACUGGGUCCUAUUUAACUAAACCAAAUGAAGAAGUACGGCAUGCGUAUUUAACACAAGAAGAUUACAAUAUAAUCUCCGUCGAUUGGAGUACUGAUGCCGCGCUGAAUUAUAUAUCAUCGCGUGCAAAAGUGCCCGUUGUGGGUGAAGAUAUUGCAGAUCUAUUGGAUUUUUUGAAUGAGCAAUUUAACUUGAGUUAUGACAAAGUAGUUCUGGUGGGUCACAGUUUGGGCGCACAUGUUGCAGGUUACUGCGGUAAGAUUGUGAAACAUGGUAAGAUUGCUGGCAUUGUUGGAUUAGAUCCAGCAUUUCCGCUUUACAACUAUAAUGACCCUAGCACGCGUUUAUCCACUGACGAUGCCAAAUUUGUGCUGAGCAUACAGACGAAUGGUAGCUUCAAGGGAUUUCCACAACCGAUUGGAUCAGCAGCGUUCUAUCCGAAUUGGGGACUUAAACAACCCGGUUGCGGUGCUGAUUUAAGUGGCACCUGCUCACACGGACGUAGUAUAACGUUAUAUGCCGAAGCCUUGAGAGGUUACGUUUUUACACCGCUGUACGAGUGUUCAAGCUAUGAUGACAUAACCGCUAAAGCUGGUUGCGAUACAAUUAGAAGAGAUGUGCAAGUUGGGGAUCCAUUGCAAAUUAUACAAAAGGCGGGCAUAUAUUACUUUACAACUAAUGAUGAAUCGCCUUUCGGCAUUUUGGGUGAUAGAAGUUUACAAAAAUAAAGUGUAGACUAUGUAGAGACUGCGCCAGCUGUGGGAAAGCUAUUUAUACUAAAGUAAAUAAACGUUUUACAUAUUAAUGUAUGUAUGU
Messenger RNA from Bactrocera dorsalis (oriental fruit fly), 1638 nucleotides. Its product is annotated as pancreatic lipase-related protein 2. Gene Ontology annotation, biological process: lipid metabolic process. NCBI's taxonomy places the organism in Eukaryota, Metazoa, Arthropoda, Insecta, Diptera, Tephritidae. Bases 603 to 1550 code for a protein of 315 amino acids. The transcript has 3 exons. The record is from RefSeq and is a predicted model, not a curated record. Gene Ontology annotation, molecular function: lipase activity.